AUGAGGGUAUAGCUUAUUGUGUGCCCAGAACAUUUAUUUUCUGUAUAUUUGUAUUUAUAUAUAUGGGAAGGAGACUGUGUCUCUGAUGCUGCCAUUGUAACCAAGAGAAAGGGGGGUGUUUUUGUAAAAAAGGCGUGUAUUUUGUAUUUGGGCGUGUAUUUCACCGCGCAGCAACUAUUUUUUCCCGUUUCUAAUUCUCAAAUGUUGUGAGAUUUCCUCUUUGGACACUGAAUACCAGAGAUCCCAGGUCACUUCAGGCUCUUCAGCUGCUGCAGAAACAUUUCAGGGGGCUCCACAGAGGGUUCCUAUGUCCUUGUUAUUAUUGUUAUGUCACAGACUGUUAUCAGUCCACCAUCUUUAUUUCACACACAGACUUCCCAGUCUCCUCCCACUAUUCCCAAGGCUGAAACAUUCUGACUUCCUUCACAAUCAAUUCACUUCAUACAAAUGAACAAAGCAAAUACAUAACAGUUACCAACUGAAAUAUUCCAGCACAGAAACCCCCUGUCCCACAGACACAUUAAAUCCAUAUUUUGUCAGGUUGUGGGCAAGUUAUUUGAAUACUGGGAAAUCCCACCAGCACUAGGACCAUGAAGCUCCUGCCUCCUUGGGGGGAGGGGCCAGAGCACCAUUUUGUGGCAGUUACACACACAGAACAGAACAGGGUUACCAGGUUGGUUUACUGCCAAAUUGGCUGGUUUUGAAAUGUAAAUGUCCAAACCCACCAGUUUUGGGCUAGUUUUGGGCUAGUUUUAAUAGGUGUCGUGGGUUUGGACUUUCAAAACCCGCCCAAAUGUUUUCAUGUAAAUUUUAGUGACGUCAGUCGUCAGUUCACUGGUGGAGACUCCCCUCGCGGCUUUGCUGGGCCGGCGCUGGUUGGACUGUGCGUGCUGAUUGGCUGUGACACUGCGUGAAUUAGCGGAGACGUCGCGGCUUGUCACCGUCAUGUGACUCUUCCACAACUUCUCUCUGCGGCUGUCAGCUCAGCGUGAGCUCCAGAACUGGCUGCAGACACAGAGGGGGAAGGUUGCCAGUCCCAGGCAAGGAGGGAGAAGAGGUAGAGAAGCCCCAGAAGCCAAUGAUUGUGAUUCUUUGGAUAAAGACAAGAGACCAUUAGACUGUGCAACUUCUCCAACACCAGCAAAUCCUCACAUUGGAAAGAAACAUCUGGAUCAGACUCAGAAUCACCAUCAUUACAAUGAACAUUCCCAACUCCCAGAAUGAACUUCCCUCAGUAAGAAAACAAUUCAAAUGCUCAGAAUGUGGGAAAACAUUUACUCACAACAGUCACCUUCAAAAUCAUAUGAGGAUUCACACCGGAGAGAAACCAUUUAUGUGCACAGAAUGUGGGAAAAAAUUUACACACAACAGUCACCUUCAAUAUCAUAUGAGAAUUCACACAGGAGAGAAACCAUUUAUGUGCACAGAAUGUGGGAAACGUUUCAGGGAAAACAGUGCCCUUAGAAAUCACCAGAGCAUUCACACAGGGGAGAAAAUGUUCCAGUGCACAGAAUGUGGGAAAAUAUUUGCUAGAAAAGGGCACCUUCGUAUUCACCUGAGCACUCACACAGGAGAGAAACCUUUCACAUGCACAGAAUGUGGGAAAACAUUUUCAAGAAAUGACAAUCUUCAAAUUCACCUGAAAACUCACACGGGAGAGAAACCAUUCAAGUGUAGAAAAUGUGGAAAAAGUUUCAUACUAAAUUGUCUCCUUAAAUGCCACAUGAAAAUUCACACAGGAGAGAAACCUUUCAAGUGCACAGAAUGUAACCAACGUUUCACUCUACUGAGAACCCUUACAGUUCACCAAAGAAUUCACACCGGGGAGAGACCUUAUACAUGCACAGAAUGUGGGAGAAGUUUCAUGGCAAAAUCACACCUGAAAAUACACCAGAGAAUUCACACAGGGGAGAAACCUUACAUGUGCGCAGAAUGUGGGAAAAGUUUCCUGACGGAGUCACACCUUAAAAGACACCAGAGAAUUCACACAGGGGAGAAACCUUAUAUGUGCACAGAAUGUGGGAAACGUUUCACUGUAAAGACUAACCUUAAAAAACACCAGAGAGUUCACACUGAGGAGAAACCUUAUGCAUGUACAGAAUGCGGGAAAAAACUUUCUACAAAGAACAGUCUUUCUUCUCACAUAAGUGUCCACACAGGAGCUUUUACAUGUACAGAAUGUGGAAAACAAUUGUCUUGUAAGAAAAACCUUGAACGACACAUACAACGUCAUGUAGAAGAAAAAAAAAUCCCAUGUAUAGUAUGUAGGAAAAACUUUUCAAAUGAGAGAAACCUUCUCCACACAACUCACACUGAGGAGAAACCGUUCAUAUGCACAGAAUGUAAGAAUAUGUCUCUCCCCGUUCUUUUCCCAUGCACAGAAUGUGGCAAACAGUUCUCUAAAAAGAAAUAUCUUACCAAACACCGGAGAAUUCACACAAGGACUGAAACGUUCCCAUGUACAGAAUGUGGCGAACAUUUCCCUACAAAGAGAUACCUUGCCAUACACAAGAGCUUUCACUUAAAAAGGGAAACUUUCCAGUGUACAGAAUGUGGCAAAUAUUUCUUAACAAAGUUCUACUUUCAGCAGCAUUGUGUUACCCACACAGGGGAGAAACCAUUCACAUGCACUGAAUGCGGCAAAUGUUUCUCUAUGAAGAUGAACCUUACUCGACACCAGAAAAUUCACAUAAAAAGGGAAACUUUCCCAUGCACCGAAUGUGGCAAAACUUUCUUUACAAUAGCCAGCCUUCAGAAGCAUUCUAUGGCCCACACAGAGAAGAAACCUUUUGUGUGCACCGAAUGUGACAAACCUUUCUCUAAUAAGAGUGGCCUUCAACGACAUUAUGUCACUCACUCAAAGGAGAAACCUUUCAUGUGCACAGAAUGUGGCAAAUGUUUCUCUAUAAAGAUGUACCUUAACAAACACCAGAGAAUUCACAUAAAAGGGAAACUUUCCGAUGUACAGAACGUGACAAGUGUAUCUUGAAAAAGGGCAGCCUUCAAUGGCAUUAUAUAAUCCACACUUUAGGAUGGAACUGCUUUCUGACAGACCAUUGUUUCUCCUACUCAAUGUAACUGAAGGAGUAGCAGUGAGACAUGGAUUUUUAAGUGCUGUUCUUAUAUCUACCAGGGAGCUGUUAUCUGGUUACCUUCCCAUUGUUCUUCUGAUGGGGGGGAAGGAAAGGGGGUGAUAUCACUCCAUCUUGCAAUGCAGCAGUUAAGAGUGACUGAAGUUCAUCAGAGCACAUGACUGUGGGCACUUAGGAAACUGACAGUAUAUCUAAGUCCAUGACAAAUUUCAAAAUUAAAUAUUAAAAAUAUCAGUUUACUCUUUUGAAAAAUGGAUUAAAUACAUAAGUCUGCUGGAGCAGAACUAUUAAUAUUUUGAUGCAUUUUGAAAAAAAAAAUGUUUUCCCAUGACAGUAUCCCUUUAAGAAACUAAUGUCCCCUUUGAACCUUUCAUGGCAGAUUCAGGUCAGUUUUAUAUGUAUAAUAGAGCAUGAAUGUAUAUUUUAUAUGUAUAAUAGAGCAUGAAUGUAUAUUUUAUAUGUAUAAUAGAGCAUGAAUAUAUAUUUUAUAUGUAUAAUAGAGCAUGAAUGUAUAUUUUAUAUGUAUAAUAGAGCAUGAAUGGGGACAUGAGCACAUGGUCCAUUUUUUCCUGACUGAGAACUUGGCUAAUUGUUGGCCACCCAGGGACCCAAGUGACAAAUGGGCUGAUAACUGGUGCCACCUAGGACGCAGGCCCCUGGGGGCCGUAUAAGUAUUAACCAAGAAUUCUUUUAUCAGUUCCUUGGAAAUACAGUUGGGAAAACUCCAGCUAUUGACAAAAAUAAUUUGAGCUUGGAAAUUGUGUGGGUACGGGGGGUGCAAUGAUGAUUUAUUAAGAAGUAAUGGCAGCUGUUAUUAUUUAAGGGAUACUCCCAGCCCAUAAUAUCCCCUUUUAACAACUAUCUUUACAAAUGUCUCCCCUUUUUUAGAUGUAAAAUAUAUGGACUUUAUUAAAUGACAAAGUGUAAAGAUACUAAGCCAUUUCUUCUCUUUUACUUUCUUGUUUCAGCGACCAAGGGCUGUAGUCAUUUUCCCAUAUACAGUGGUACCUAAAACACAAUAAUAUAAACAAUGUAUUUCACUCAUUCUCCUGAGUUACCCCACACUCACCUUUUCACUUUCCCUCCUCAUUCUGCUGAGUUACCCUCAUACAUACCUGUCCUUCUCUAAUAACCCUCUGACCCCCUCUAUUCAUGAUGUUCUGUCGGUGGCAGCAAUCAUAGGAAAGUUAUGUCUGACCAAUAGAAGUGACAGUCACCCAUUGAUAUGGUCCGAUAGGCAAUACAUGCAGAUAUAUUAUCAUUAGCCAAUAGGAAUCCCAUUGACUAAACAACCAAUCACCAUUGUAUGAAAAAUGUUGGGACAAUACACACAUGGUCUGAAAAUUAUACAAAACUUCA
Molecule: messenger RNA, 4451 nt
Organism: Xenopus laevis (African clawed frog)
Lineage: Eukaryota; Metazoa; Chordata; Amphibia; Anura; Pipidae
Product: gastrula zinc finger protein XlCGF57.1-like
Exons: 2
Coding region: 1199-2989 (596 amino acids)
Source: RefSeq, a predicted model, not a curated record